Messenger RNA from Ostrinia nubilalis (European corn borer), 2385 nucleotides. RefSeq names its product tRNA N6-adenosine threonylcarbamoyltransferase, mitochondrial-like. NCBI's taxonomy places the organism in Eukaryota, Metazoa, Arthropoda, Insecta, Lepidoptera, Crambidae. The record is from RefSeq and is a predicted model, not a curated record. Gene Ontology annotation, cellular component: mitochondrion. Bases 856 to 2103 code for a protein of 415 amino acids. Gene Ontology annotation, biological process: tRNA threonylcarbamoyladenosine modification. The transcript has a single exon.
CUGCGUAGGAUCGUACGUAUCCCUCUCUCGAAAGUUGAAUUUAGUUUGUGUGAUGUAAUAAGUCUAUGCUGAUUUGUUUUAAAUUCUUAUUUUACCUUUACUGUACCUACAUACACAUAAGUUACUUAAGUUUAUUGUAGUUGGAAUCGUGCAUUGGAUCAUUAAUUAGUAUUCGUGCAUUGGAUAUCUAAGUUAUUAUUACCUACAUUAUAAUAAUAAAUCCCACCAAAAACAUCAUGUAAAAUGUUGCCAAGGCGAACCGAUGGCUCGCACUGUGUAAAAGUUAUUAUCAGAUCUCAUGUAGAGUCAUGUCAUGCUUUUGAACCUAGACGCCCUAAGCCUAGGCGCAGACCACCGAUUUUUUUCGGCCGAUAGUUUACUCGGGCAGUUAGGUAAGUAAUCAGUAUGGGCAUGUAUGGAAGUGCGCACAUUAUGGUGCAGGGUGAGCAGGUGCUAAGAGCAGGGUGAGCAGGAUGACCAGCGUGCCGCGCGAACCCGUGCGCCCAGUCUGGAUGCACCAUUACACCGAUUGAUUCUUCAUACAAAUUAGAAUCGGGCCCAACUAUCGGCCGACUAAAAAUCGGUAGUCUAAAAACUAAAGACUUGGUGGCUGUAUAAUAUUAUGCCCUUGCCUAUUUUUAUAAAAGAAAAGCAAAGGACAAUGACAGCUGUCGCCGUCUGUCAACUUGACAGAAUGAAAUGUCAGAAAAGUUUUCAAUUUCUUCAUCCAAGCCAUGCGGAUUAUGGAUACAAAUAAUGUUAAUUGAGUAAAUAAGCCGCAAAAUCAAUUCAUUCUAAGACAAAGCCGUGAUCAAUCAAUCAAACUUCAUAAGUAGAGGGUUACUUAUCAGGAAAAUGAUAAAUUUUACAAAACAUAUGUGUUCAUUACGAUCCAAAAGCAAUUUGUAUUUUAGACCUCUCUCAUUAUAUUACAAACAAAAUAGAUACAAUUCAAAUGGUACCAUACUAGGAAUUGAAACUUCAUGUGAUGACACCGGAUGCGCUAUUAUAAACGGCGCAGGUGUAUUAUUAUCAGAAACAUUACAUUCACAGAACUUAGUACACCUGCGAAAUGGAGGAAUAAUUCCAGAUGUUGCUCAAGAUUUGCAUCGUACUCAUAUAGAACCAAUUGUAUCCAAAACACUUCGAAACGCUUCAUUAACCAUGGAGGAUAUCUCAGCCAUAGCAGUAACUCUCAAGCCUGGUUUACCCCUGAGCCUCGCAAUCGGUAUGAAGUACGCCAAGCACCUCGCGCGACGCUUCAAGAAACCUAUCAUACCAAUUCAUCAUAUGCAAGCACAUGCACUAGCAGCAAGAAUGCAUCACAAUAUAGAUUUUCCAUUCUUAGUGCUUUUAAUAUCUGGCGGUCACUGUCUACUGGCUAUUGCUGAAGAUGUUAAUGUUUUCAAACUUCUGGGGGAAAGCAUGGAUAGUGCACCAGGAGAAAUGUUUGAUAAAGUAGCUAGAAAAAUGAAAUUAAGGAAUUUACCAGAAUAUGCUAAAAUGUCUGGUGGUGAAGCGGUUGAAAGAGCUGCUGCCAAAGCUACCAAUCCACAUAUUUUUAAACUACCACUACCUCUGGCUGACUAUAAGGACUGUAACUUUAGUUUUAAUGGAUUAAAAACUUCGGUUUUUUUACACCUUAAAAAGAAAGAGUUAGAGCAUGAAGUAGUGGCUCAUAAAUUGAUCCCAGAAGUAAAUGAUUUAUGUGCUGCAAUGUUAAUGGCAACAUCCAGACACCUGGUUCACAGAACACAGCGAGCCAUUGAAUUUUGUCAUAGAAACAACUUAUUGCCUGAGAAGAAUAAGCAACUUGUUGUAUCAGGGGGAGUAGCUUGUAAUAAUUAUAUUUUUAAUUCGCUAACAAUGUUGUGCAAUGAAUUUGACUAUAGAAUCUGUAGACCACUUCCAAAAUUAUGUACAGACAAUGGAGUAAUGAUAGCUUGGAAUGGAUUAGAAAAGUGGAGAAAAAAUAUAGACAUAAUAAAAGACUUCAGCUCAUUAGAUAUUGAAGCUAUUAGUCCAUUAGGUGAAAGCCUAAUCCCAGAAAUAAGUGAAGCCAAAAUACCAAUUAAAUUAAUUAAAAUAAAAAUGAAUUCAUAAAAAUUAACAUUGUUUAAUUUUUUUAUUCUAAGAAAACAGAAAACACAGAUUUUAGAAGUUUCCAAUAUUUUUCUUUUAAUAAAACUUGAAAAUAUAAGUAAAACUUAUAAUUUAUUGUGAAAGAAUCAUGAACAUAAUAUCUCUACAAAUAAAGAAGUUACAGUUCCCUAAAGUUGCGCAUAACAAAUAUUCCCGCCAUUUUGAUCGGUGGGUGUAGUCACGACUACCGUGCGACUACAGUCAUUCGGAGUACCUACAAGCACAGAAUAAUAAUAAAGUACU